AACCUUUGCCAACCGUCUGAAAAUCUGGGCUGCGAGUGACACAAUCUGAUUCUGCUUUUCUCACAACACACACACACACACACACAGUACACACGCUCUCACAUUUUUUGUAUAUAUAUAUAUAUAUAGAAGAAGACAAGAUGAUGAUUCAAGUUCCAGAACAAAACCCUUCUUCCUGUAAACCCUGCGGCAAAGUUUUUGGAGUUUUCAGAUUUCUGAUCAGAGGUUGCGCAAAUGCUGAAUUCAGGCGAAGACAAAAGCAAUGUGGUCCAACUGCCCGAAGGAGUAAUGCCAUUUAUACAUAUUAAUCAGAAUGAGUUUCUAGGGCGAAAACAUAAGAAGCUGAAAGAAGAGGAUAUCGCUAUUUGUGAGUGCAAGUAUGAUGCCAGUGAUCCUGAAAGUGCAUGUGGAGAAGGAUGCUUGAAUGUACUGACCAGCACUGAAUGUACACCAGGAUACUGUCAUUGUGGUGAGAAUUGCAGGAAUCAGAGAUUCCAGAAAUGUGAAUAUGCGAAAACCAAGUUGUUCAGGACUGAAGGGCGUGGUUGGGGUCUUUUAGCUGAUGAGAAUAUAAAGGCUGGACAGUUUAUCAUUGAAUACUCUGGAGAAGUGAUAUCAUCUGAAGAAGCAAAGAAAAGGUCUCAGGCUUAUGAAGCUCAUGAGCUCAAGGAUGCAUACAUAAUUUCUCUGAAUGCUAACUAUUUCAUUGAUGCUACCCGGAAGGGAAGUUUUGCAAGAUUCAUAAACCAUUCUUGCCAUCCAAAUUGUGAAACAAGGAAAUGGACGGUGUUAGGGGAAACAAGGGUAGGAAUAUUUGCAAAGCAAGAUAUAUCUGUUGGAACGGAGUUGGCAUAUAACUAUAAUUUUGAGUGGUACGGGGGUGCAACUGUUCGUUGUCUAUGUGGAGCUGCAAACUGUUCUAUAUUUCUGGGUGCCAAGUCUCAAGGAUUCCAGGAGUACAACCAUGUUUGGGAAGAUGGGGAUGUCAGGAAGUGGACCUUUGGAUUCACACCAAGGAGAGCGGACCUGUAUGGGAUAAAAAAUGAAGCCGCUUCGAAGCUCAAUUCCAUAUAUGAUGAAAUUCGCCCUGCCAUUGAAGAGCAUGGGCGGGACAACCAGGAUAGUGUGCCGACCAGCGUAGCAGAGAAGUGGAUCGAAGCAAGCUGCUCCAAAUACAAGGCAGAUUUUGAUUUCUACUUUUCUGUGAUCAAGAAUGUGAUGUGCCCUCGUCCAGCAACCAACACUGAUGCAGGGGGGCCUUCUGAAGGAGGAGCCGAACCUCAAACAGCCAAUGCUGAAGUCAAGCCUUCCGAAGGAGAAGCUGAAUGAAGUUUUUGGCAAAUCAAUGACUUUAAAUCUGGUAUUUGAUACCAUUUGAUACAAUUUCGGACAAAUUCCUGUUGUAAGU
Messenger RNA from Nicotiana tabacum (common tobacco), 1408 nucleotides. Lineage: Eukaryota; Viridiplantae; Streptophyta; Magnoliopsida; Solanales; Solanaceae. The record is from RefSeq and is a predicted model, not a curated record.